Messenger RNA from Salvelinus namaycush (lake trout), 2949 nucleotides. Its product is annotated as whirlin-like. The record is from RefSeq and is a predicted model, not a curated record. The transcript has 13 exons. Gene Ontology annotation, cellular component: stereocilium tip; cilium; photoreceptor inner segment. The coding region runs from base 1 to 2949 and encodes 982 amino acids. Gene Ontology annotation, molecular function: protein binding. Lineage: Eukaryota; Metazoa; Chordata; Actinopteri; Salmoniformes; Salmonidae. Gene Ontology annotation, biological process: auditory receptor cell stereocilium organization; sensory perception of sound.
AUGAGCAGUGAUUUGGAGCGCGUUUCACUCAAUUCAACGACGGCUAACUCGGGAACUGGGUCGGGUGGCCGCGCGCUGUCAGCAAACGUUCGGAAGCUGCACAACGCGCUCAACCUGCUGCUCACAGACUUCGAGAGAGAACAGUUCAUACACUGUCUAAACGUUUACCAUGCAAAGCGCAACGUCUUCGAUUUAGUUCAAACUCUCAAAAUAAUCCUCAACACGCCAAACAAACGACAACUCCUCCCCAUGUUGCGGUUGGUCAUUCCGCGCUCAGACCAGCUGUUGUUUGACCAGUAUACUUCCGAGGGCCUGUACCUUAAAACGGACCAUCUACCGCAAAACAGUGGUAACAACCCUGAAAGCUCUGGAGGAGAAAUCCGCCAAGUGACACUGAGACGCAGAAAGAGCAAUGAGGGUUUAGGGUUCAGCAUCCGGGGAGGCUCCGAGCACGAUGUGGGAAUAUAUGUGUCGCUAGUAGAACCCGGAUCUUUCGCUGAGAAUGAGGGAUUGAGGGUCGGUGAUCAGAUAGUGACUGUUAACGACAUGCUGUUUGACAGACUCUCACACAUGGAGGCAGUCAAGGUCCUGAAGGGCUGUAAGAAGCUAGCCAUGUCAGUGUGUUCUGUGGGCCGUAUCCCUGGCGGUUAUAUCACCAACCACAUCUACACCUGGGUGGACCCUCAGGGCCGCAGUGUCUCCCCUCCCUCCGACCUGGAGAAGCAGGAGCAGCACAGCACCCUGGGACGGCAGGACAGCCAGAGACGUGGACACACACAGGAGAGGGCUGAGAAGACAAUCACCCUAAACUUGAACGAUGGCCUCUCUCUGGGCCUGAUGAUCAGAGGAGGGGCAGAGUACUACCUGGGCAUAUACAUUACUGGAGUGGACCCAGGCUCAGCCGCAGACCACGGUGGACUCAAGGUGGGCGACCAGCUGCUGGAGGUGAAUGGGCGGAGCUUCGUGGCCAUCCCCCAUGAUGAGGCGGUGAGGAUCCUGAAGACGUGUCGCCACCUGCUGGUUAGGGUGAGAGACGUUGGCCGCCUGCCUCAUGCCCGCACCGUGGUGGACCAGACCAAAUGGAUCAGCAGCCCUAGCCCCCCGAGCCCACCGCCCAUAGCAGAGAGCACCGCCAGCCCAGCUACUACACGUCUGGGAAUAGUCUCUUCUCACAGCCACUGUAUGAGUGUGCAGAGCGCCCUGAGUCUGUCAGUGUGUCGAGGUGUGUGGCCCCCAGGUUCCCAGGUGUCUCUGGAGGAGCAGGCCUUUCUGCUGCUGACAGACCCAGAGAGGCAGACCAUGGGUUACUACCUGCAGGAGUACCAGGAUGGACACAUCAGUCUGAAACCCCUGGCUAUGGCCCUGUUUGAACUCUUCAACACCCACGCCAAGUUAUCCUUGCUGUCUGAGGUGCGUAGCCUGGUGGCUCCCCAGGACCUGGAGCUGUAUGAUGGUCUGGUGCUGCACCGUGAGAGGGAGGGUCUGAAGGCCUGGCAUGGAGAAAAAGGAACGUUGCAUCCACACAGCCACUGUGUACACACAGAGCCCUCAGCCAGCCACAGCCACUCCAACCCCACCACUCUCUGCUCUGCCAAGCAUGAGUGCUCACAUGGUGACAGUGUAGAGCAAGAUCCAGGGGUACGCACUAAUGUCCUACCUGACGUUACAUUGAAAGAAGUGCAGUCUACAGCUGAAUCUCCUCCGUCCUUCAAGCCAUCUCUUCCCUCCGGCCAUACCCAGACCAGAAACCCCAAGGAGAGAGCCCCUUCCAAGCGCCCCUCAUCCAGUCAUUCCCAGUCUGGCCUGAUCUUUACUGCCCCCACCAGGCUACACCAGGAAUGUCACCACAAAUCCCUCAAAUCCUUCAGCUCCUCCAACCACCAAACCUCCACCUCCCCUAGUUCUGGCCUCCAUCACACCUGUCCCAACCCUGGCCACCAAAACAGCCCCAACCCUGGCACCAACCACAGUGCCAAUCCAAGCUCUGGUCAUCAGACAUCCAUAAACUCUCUCCACCACACCUGCCAAAACUCCCUCCACAUCUCCACCCCCACCUCUGACCACCACCCCCUCCAAGGCUGCCCUAGCUCUAGCCACCAUACCUGCCCCGGCUCCCUUCAUCACAACCCCUUGUGGUUCCCCUCUGCUCCUCCAACCCAGGAGACGACCAUCAAGCACCCCAUCUUCAGAUCCUGUUCCCAUGAGAAGCCUGCUACCUCCCCUAAGACUGCCUCCCCUUGUUUCUCACCGUGUCCCUCCCCUGGUCUCUCCCCAUGUCCCUCACCCUGUCCCUCUCUUGCUGUCCUGAAGCCGCCCCCAUGUAGCCCAGACAGACCCUGCUCUCCCUGUUCUCCCUCCCUCAGCCAGGGAGGUCAGUGUGUCAUGGCAGGCGUACACAGACUGACUGCUGAGGUCAGGCCCCAGCCCCAGCAGAGAGGCGCCACAUUGUCCCAACUGUCAGACAGUGGUCAGACUCUGAGUGAGGACAGUGGGGUGGACAUUGCUGAGGCAGGAGGGCUGAGUAAAGACAGCAGUCCUCGGCCCAGUAAGAACCAGCCCACACAGCAGUCCCAAGUGGCCCAGGGACCUGCAGCACUGGCAUCCAAACAGCAGCCUGGCUCUCCAGUGCCCACCCCUACCCUGGUACAUGUGGUAAAGAAUGCCAAUACUCUGGGUAUCGCUAUAGAGGGAGGGGCAAACACACGCCAGCCGCUGCCACGCAUCGUCACCAUACAGAAGGGGGGCUCGGCACAUGGUUGUGGGCAGCUGAAGGUGGGUCAGGUGAUUCUGGAAGUGAACGGUGUCUCCCUGAGGGGCCGUGAGCACCAGGACGCUGCUUGCAUCAUCGCUGAGGCCUUCAACUCCAAAGAGAGGGACCACAUUGACUUCCUGGUCACAGAGUUCAACGCAGCUCUCCUGCAGGGCCUUUUGCAGGGUCGUAUUCAUUAG